This is a messenger RNA of Drosophila novamexicana, 1159 nucleotides long. RefSeq lists its product as uncharacterized. Gene Ontology annotation, cellular component: membrane. The record is from RefSeq and is a predicted model, not a curated record. The transcript is spliced from 3 exons. NCBI's taxonomy places the organism in Eukaryota, Metazoa, Arthropoda, Insecta, Diptera, Drosophilidae. Bases 190 to 624 code for a protein of 144 amino acids.
UGUGCUUGCUCCCGCGCGCAAUGUGAAUUUUCUGUGGGCACAAGGAGCAUUUGUUGUUGUUAGCGGUUCGCUGGUGCUGUCGUUGUCGUUGUCGUUGUCGUCGUUAUUGUUGUAGUUGUUGCUGUCAUCGUCAUUUGCUGUUUACUGUUAACUGUGUGCUUUGUUUUGCUUUGGGCAGCGGCCUCUGUCAUGUCUGUUAACGAUAACCACGAUCGCAAGUAUUUGCGCAGCAUUGGCGGCUUGUCCAAGAUCACCUGCCUGCUGUGCGGCUUCAUUGGAUUCCUCUGCAUUGUGUGCAGCUCGGUGCGUCUGAGCAAUUUUCGCGGCUGCUUCUAUAUGAUCGUCGCGCUGCUUGGCUGCCUGACGACGCUGACGCUGCUCGUCUGCCGCUACCUGCGGCUCGGCCAGAGCUGGAGCUGUGACGCGACGCUCUGGUCGCUUGGCGUGCACGCAACGCUGGCGCUGGCCCACUUUAUAGCCUCCGGUCUGGUGCUCGCGCUGGACAUCGGUGCCUACACGGCUGCUGCGUUCUUUGGUCUAACCGUAUUCAGCAUAAAUGGCCUGGAGGCUUAUGCCUGCUAUAAACGCAGUCGCCAGCGCCAUGUAGCUACACAAACGGUCUAGACGCACGCCUCCCACCGACCGCCCCCUAUCCAGAGGCUGUUGUGGAAGGCGCUAUUUGUACUAUCUUAGGCUAGUCUCAAUUGAAUGUGUGUAUGUGUGUGUGUGUUUGAGUGUGUGUUUUAAGUUGCAUAAAGUCUGAGUUUGCUAGUUAAGCCAAAAGUCACAUUAGUUAUUAAUAUUCUUCUUCUUCUUUCUUCUCAUCUUCUUCUUCUUCUUAUUCUUGUUGGCGAGCAACUAGUGGUCCGAUAAACUUAUCAAUUUGUCAAUAAAACACAAUAACAGAUACCCUAUGUAACUCUGAUAUCUAAUUCGGUCAGCUAUGCGGGUUAUUUAAGAGCAGAUACUACGCUUUAUUCAUUAUGUCAUGAGCAGCGCGCCGAUUGCAAGGUGUUAAAUAACUGAGUGUGAAUGAGGGCGAGGGAAAGCGAGAGAGGGGGCUAAAGACAAAGAAAACGAAAGAGAUAGAAUAAACAACUGGAUGCUGUAGAAACAUAUUUUGCAUAUAUAUGACGCCAUUUAAUGCUCUUUUCCUUAU